Nilaparvata lugens (brown planthopper) is the source of this 4710-nucleotide messenger RNA. Its product is annotated as GATA zinc finger domain-containing protein 14-like. Lineage: Eukaryota; Metazoa; Arthropoda; Insecta; Hemiptera; Delphacidae. Gene Ontology annotation, molecular function: protein binding; endonuclease activity. The transcript is spliced from 7 exons. The record is from RefSeq and is a predicted model, not a curated record. The coding region runs from base 34 to 3675 and encodes 1213 amino acids.
AUUAAUAAUAAUUCUGUAUUAUAUGUUAUAGGAAUGAGCUCCAAAUUAUCUAAGUCAACCCCUACCUCUAAAGCAUAUUCGAAAACUGCUCUUGAUUGGUUUCUAGCAAAUGCUUUAUUUAAUGAGAUUGACGACGAAGACUACAGGAGUCUUGAAGAAUUGAUUGUGAAGAAAGGCGCUGAUCCCAAUGUUAUCAUUGCUGAGAAAGGGAUUGCUCCCAUUCACUUGGCUACAGGCUUAGAUGAUCAAGAUUUCUGCUUAAAAACUCUGAAGCUUUUUCUUAGCAACGGUGGAGAUCCAAAUUUGAGGUCGUGUGAUGGCAUGACACCCGUCCAUAUAGCAGCUGCGUGGGGUCGAAUUGCUAUCCUUGAACUUCUUCUACAGCAUGGCGGAGAUCCGUGGAUUCUGGACAACGAGAACAAUAACGCUUUCAGCUAUGCACAUGAGGAACAGCACUGGGAAACGUGGCGUUUCCUAGAUGACUAUAAAAACAGUAUUAUCUUCGAGAAACCUGACAAGGAUCGCUAUAGAUUGAAAUUGGAGUGUGUGAAGAUCUAUAAAAAUGAUGUUUGCGCUGAAUAUAAAGCAGAUCCGGUUUCUGCGACCUGCAGAUCCACUCAGACACAAGAGAGCUUCCCUGGCGAAAUUUUCAUCAACUUCACCGAAAACGUCCAGUCACCAAAUGUCGAAAACAAUAAGCAUGGCAUGGAGUUUGGUCUGCCUGCCUCGCAACUGCAGAAAGACAAUGCUGCUGCAGGCCCCAGUGGAGUGAGCUCUGGCUAUGGUGAUCGUUAUUUCGACAUGACGUUCGAUCAGCUACCUGAAGAUCAGAAAUCGAGAGCGAUUCGAAUGGUGAAUCAUCACCGACAGAGCACUGACGUCAUCGAGUUCAAUCCUCACGUGGAAGACUACGAUGCAGACGAAGACCUAACCAAAUCCUCAAUAGAAGAUCAGAACAACGAUAUCGGUUACGCAUCUGGAUCUCAAACACCGACUAGUCAAGAUAAUCCUAGCUCCAGCAAUAUUCUCAAAAGAAACACCAGGCCCGCUGGAUCAAUUCUAAAUUCUGGUAGAGAAUGGAUGGUGAAUAUAACACAACGUAAAAAAUUGAGAAAUAAUCUCAACAAAUUGCAUGAAACAUGUAGUGAACGUCUGAGAUUGAAUGUUUUCACUAAGAAACACAAUUCAAGUCAGGAUAGGGAUGGCGCACCAGUUGUUUCAGACGAAACUGUCGAGAAAGUAUCAGCUUCCGAUAGUAGAAAGUCCAAAAGCUCGCACUACAGUGUUACAAAGAGUCUCAAACGCGUUUCUUCGGAUUUCAACAGGAAGUUGAGCUUAGUUUUUGGAAAUAUAAAGCAUAGAAGUGAUGGGGAAAGUCAAAAUGUAGACGUAAAUAGUGAAAUAUAUGUGAAUAGAAGAUGUGUUAGUGAGAUAGAAGGAGUGAGUGUAUCAUUGAAAGAAGAUAGAUUAUCGAUGGGAGAUGUUUGCAGAAGAACAAGUAGAAGCUUCAGGUCUUCCCGAUCUGAAUCAGUAAUGUCUAAUCCGUGUCAUUCUGAGGUUAGAAUGUCUUCCAGUGAUCCCUCUGUCCGUAAAAAAUGUUUUGCUUUAGAGGUAAAAGAUAACACCGACGUUGAUGAUAAUUUAAGAGUCACAAACGACCGUUCUUCAUACUAUACUAAUGAUGAGGUUGACACGUCUAAAUAUGGCAUGGAAUUUGACUUGAGGAUGAAGCGUUUCUUAGAUGAAGUAUUGACAGAAGAUGAGAGUAAAAGUUCGCAAAAUCUUGAACACGAUCUACAAGCAAACCAAACCCGUAUGGAAACAACAACAACUGAAACCAACUAUUCACGCCGAUCAUCCAGCGAUAACUUCUUUUCCUGUGUUUCUGCCGAAGAAAGUAAAACAAGUAAUCAAAAUAAUUGUCGUAUUGUGAACUAUAACUAUGCAAAAAAAAAUCUAGGAACAAGAGUGGGUGAAAUCAAUAGGGAUUCUGAUGAAAUUGUAAGAAGGUAUGGAUGGACUGUUGCUGAUACAAGUAGUGAUGAAAUAGUAGUAAUUAAUGAGUUUGAUACUAGUGGAGAUGAACAACAUUUCUCGAAUAGUAUACCGGGAGUGGUGAAUAGUACACCAGAAAGAUUGCUAGCUUCCAGUGGAAAUAAUCACGAUAAUUUCAAUAAUAUUUCCAAGAUAGCUUCAACCAAUAUCAAUGAAUUUUUGGUUGAUAAUUAUUCAAAUGUAAAUGCCAAUGAUUCCCCCGUUGACAAUCAUUCCAAUCAAAAUAGAAAUGAUUCCCCAAUAAUCAAUUAUUCAAAAAUAAGCAUCAAUGACUCCUCUGUUGUUAACUAUUCAAAUUCUAAUGUAUCAGAUAAUUUUUCAGUUGGUACAUCAGGUGACUCGAUUGAUUUGUUUGAGAGUAAUAUUGAUGCGCUUAAUUUGAACAGCAAUUCAGAUAACAGCGAUGAUAAUAAUGAUGACGUGUUUAAAACUGCACUAAAAUCUCAAAGUCGUGAAGUGUGUAAUGAAAGCCUUAAAUUACCCAACCAUCUAAGUGCUUUAGAAAAUGUGGUUGAAUUAUCAGAUAAUGUUGAUAAGUCUCAUAGUGACUCAAGCUGCUCUGAAAACAUACAAGAAAUAGCUGAAAAUACACGCAAAUCUGAAAAUGUGCUAGAGUUGUCUUCUGCCAACGUACUACAAAUAUCUGACGAUGCACCUGAAAACGCAGAUCUAGAAGUAAGCAUAACCGAAGAAUAUCUGUAUACAGACGAAGAUGAUGGUAUACAGCUAGUGGAGGAAUGUCACUUGCCAGCUGUGAAAAAUAAAUUGCCAGUAUUGGCAGAUGCCCGUAGUGCGGCAACCACUGAAGAAUCCGAAUCAGCUGUUUCGUCGGUUGACAUGGCCUACGAAACCGAUGAACUUCGUAGAGAACUUAGAGACUAUGGACUGAUGGCCGGUCCUAUCACAAAUUGCACCAAACGCGUUUAUCUGCGGAAACUGAAACGAUUCCGACGCAAGCCAAAACCGUUAACGCAGCCGCUAGCGUCCAGACCAGAGUACUGCGUUGAGCUGGAGCGAAGUCUGCUUUCAGACAAUGAUAUCAUUCAGAAGUGGUCGCACCUUGAGACCGAAAUGUGUAUACCUUUUCAAACUCCUGAUACCAACAAAAGGUGGCGGGAGGGAGUCUCAAAAGCAUCAUUCACCUACCUUCUGCUGGAUCCGAGGAUCACCCAAAAUCUGCCGGCUAGGAGCAUAGCCAUGACAAACAGAGAGCGAUUUCUCUGCUUUUUGAGUGCAAUAUUCUACAUUGGCCGUGGAAAGAGAUCGCGUCCCUAUUCACAUCUCUAUGAAGCUCUGACGACUUGGAACCGUACCAAAUAUCCCUCAUCUAAAAAGGUUCUGAAAAUUCUUGACAUCUGGAAGAGCGGCAAAGGAGUGAUUUGUCUGCACAUAUUCCAGAAUGUGAUUCCAGUAGAAGCAAUGACCAGAGAAGCGGCCAUGAUCGAUGCCAUGGGACUGCGAUGCCUCACCAAUGAGAAGCUAGGUGACUACUAUGCUGUAGCUUGUGAAUGGACUCUGCGCAAAAGACAACAACUGGGAAUUGUGCUACUAGCAAAAGCUUUGAACGUUUUCCUAGCCGAGGGAGAGAGACAGCUAAGACCUCCGGAUAUCUCUCGCUAAUAUGAAAUUUCGAGCUGGAGAGUAUCUAUAAAUAAAUACAUAACUAACAAGAAAAGUAUUGAAAAUUUAUUUUUGUAUUUUGAAUUGAAUGAUACAAUCGUUCAAGAGCAUUAAAUGAUAAAUGACUAUUCAAGAUUUACUUGAAGCUCUAAUCUAAAUUAGUCAAGCAGGAUGGAUGGAUGGAUACGUAUAUAGUAACCAUAAAUCAAACAGAUGAGUAUUUUAGUUUUUAAUUUCAAAUCUAGUCUGCGAUAAGGUUUUUAAAACAUCUGAAUAAUCACAGGCAACAAUUGCAAAUGUUUUUAAAUAAAAUAUUAAUUUCAUUUUUAUAGAAUUAUAUGAGCAUAUUAGGCUACAGCAAUUGGAGACGUGUUCCAGACAAAAGAAGCACCCUGAUCAGCUGUGAGUUCCGCAUUGAAAAUGUUAAUUUUUUUAUUUUCAAAUUUGAUUUGCCAGACGGUUUUGGAGAUGAAUUUAUUGAUUAUUAAUUUAAUCACGCGGGAUAAAAUUAGUAGCUUAAUUUGUUGUACAACUUCAAAGAAUUUACAAAUGAACCUUCAAAGGUUUUAUAGAUCCUGCUAUUUUAUUAUUCAAUUACAAUAGGUAUUCUAUCGAUCGCCCUCAAAGAAGCCCUUGAAUGUUUUUUUAGAAUAACCAGGUAAUUAUGUAAGUGAAAUUCAAGGCUUUUCUUUUAAUUUAUGUUGUUGGGAGACGACUCGUAAACCCACUUUUAAACACGCUCUCGAAUUUUCAUUUUGCUUAGUUUUGAAGUUUUCAUUUGUGCAAUAUUAUUAUAAUUAUCACUAUCAUAUUCAAAGUAUACAAUCAUGUUUGAGCUUACAAAUCAGUGAAUGUGAGAAUUUUAUUUCUAGUUUUAUAAAAUCAUGUAUAUUAUUUUUACAUUAGAAAAAUCCUUAUUAGUUAGUUAUAAAACAAUUCACAAGUAAGAUCUCUUAUUUUCCAAAGAUUGAUUGAAAAGCCGCUUAUUAUUUUUGUAAACUGAAUAAACAAAUAAGUAUUAUGGAUAUAUUUGAU